Toxoplasma gondii ME49 is the source of this 2615-nucleotide messenger RNA. RefSeq lists its product as hypothetical. Bases 868 to 1761 code for a protein of 297 amino acids. The transcript has 6 exons. NCBI's taxonomy places the organism in Eukaryota, Apicomplexa, Conoidasida, Eucoccidiorida, Sarcocystidae. The record is from RefSeq and is a predicted model, not a curated record.
AAUUGAACUGGAAGGCCGCCGGUGCCUACUACGCUUCCUUCUUUACGCUGUCUGACGUUAGCAGCUUCUGCAGGGCGCUCUUUUUGUUUGUGGUUUCUGCCUCCAUUAUGUCGUCUGUUCAGAACCUCUUUUUGUCUAUCCUAGCUUUGCGGGGGCAAAACCUUUUUAAGGCGCAGUAGCGCGAAACGCAAACGAUGACGGCUAGCUGAGCCGUCGAGGAGAACCUUCUCGGGGCAUUGCUUGAGUGGUUCCUCGCAUGAAUCUUGGCAGCAGGCACGUCUCUGUUGUCAGCCGUACAUGCCUUUUGGAGUUUUUGCCCAUUUUUGUAGGGGAAUGUCUCUAGACCCAGGACAAAAGUUCGAUCGACGGCCGAAUAUGGCACCUUGCCCAUCUCGCAAGUGUGCCAGAACAAGUCGUGCACUGGGUCGAAGCAUAUUUGUGGUCACCUUCCCUGUUCUGUCCACUAAUUUUGAUUCUCAGUGCCGUGUUCGUCUCCAAGGCAAAGGACACAUAUAGAACAUUCGACGCACAAGUCAGAGCGGGGGAGGCUUGUUCUCCGUCGACGUCGGCGUUUUUUUCUGGCCCUCGAUUUCACGUACAGAACAUAUCCCCCUCGUGUGAGUGACUUCCGCCAAACUUCCAGACGGAAAGGACACCGCGAAAAGCAGUCUUGCAUCUGUGUAUAUAGUUUUAAUGGUGCCUAAACGGUAAAGAGUCAGCCGUUUUGUCCAUGUGCUUUGUGUCUCGCUACGUGCGUACAAGCCGUUCGACACGCAGUCCUUUUUGUGAUGCCGCUCUCCCAGAACAGAAUUUCUCCUUCAUCGGUGUGACUCUGCGGUGACUACCCAUUGACGAAGUUUGUGGAGGAUGGCUUUUUUCGGAUGGAGGGAGGAGACAAGUUUCUCGGAGGGGCCCAUCUCGCCUGACGCAGCUGCUGAGGCAGAGAUAUUGAGUCCCCUCAUUUUACCAAGCAGAGCCACUUCGCUGGGCGGGCCGACAGACGAGGAGCCCGAUGAGAAAAGUGUUCCUCAAAUCUGCAGAGAAGAGAUCUUUCGCCGCCGUGCUCGAAAGAAUGCUCUCGUCACAGUCGGAACAGGGCUCUGCAGCUCCAUCAUCAUUUCCGCCGUGCUCUAUGGAUUGACAGCUUUGCUUCGUGUCCCGCUCCACAUUUGGAUGCUGUGCAUCCAGGCCACGGAGAACACGCUCCUCGUCGCGGUGCCCUGUGCCUGUCUCGUAUGGCGCUUUGCCAUUUGGACACAAGGCGAUGAUCUGAUAGAAAUUCGAGAGCGAGAGAAGUCGAAAGAUGGGAAAGCGUCCUUCUGCUUGUCGUUGAUCGAGGUGGGCCUCGGCAUCUAUGUGUUUGCGGAGGCACACUUCCGGCACCGAAUUGGCAAUCGAGGCAUGGUGAACUUGAUGGAGUUUCGAACAACCAUGAUCAUCAUGGCGGCAUGCGCACUCGCGAGUGCUCUGUUAUUCGUCCUUCAUGGCCUUUGCGCCUGUGUGUUUUCCGCACAGCUCAACAGCGGCUCUCUGAAGCGUGGAGCGGGUUGUUUCUUCGUCGCGGCGUUCCUUAACCUUGUUACGGCUGUCGAGAUGUUCCGUCGCCUUGCAAAGUGGAGUACGCGGGCGCCUCGAUUUCAAUGUGACAAUUUUUCGGUCUAUGUGACUAUCUUCGCUGGAAGCUGCCUUCUUGUGGACGGCCUCUUUAGUUUAAUUGCCGUGGCUGUUCGGAGGUCCCCUGAAAGCGAGAUGGAUAAGUAAAGCUGGCGUGGAGGACCAGAACUGAAGCCCUCGUUUCGGCAAUACAGGUGACAAGCUGGCUUUGUUAUGACAGUCUUUGUUGAAGCUUAUUGACGUCACGCUUGGACUUCACUGAAGUAUGGCUUCGUUCAGCCAGGGAGCAACCUUUAGCGAAAGCUGGGAAGCUUGUUAGGAGACGAGCCUUUACAUUCCAAAAUCAUGGCCGAAGACCAGGGUCCGCGUGCUGUCUUCGAUCUGCCGCUGGGAGGUGACGGUGUUACUUGGAUCGCAAGAUGGGAUCGGAGCUGCACUGGGCGUGAACAGAAGAACAAAAUUCAGAAGGUAACUAACAAAGGUAGCCCCUGUAGUCGUGAUUUUGCAAAUGUCAGGCGUGUAAGUUACGUGGUGCCAUUCUGCAUACUCUCUUCCGGCAUGUCCUUCCACGAUGAUCGAAUCUGGUGAUAAUACGGGUCAGAGAGUUUGCUCCAGCUAAGACAGCGAAAUGAAGUGUCAAUUCGCGGCUAAGUGGAGAAACUCAAGGAGAAAUUCCCACCCACUGUUUUAACCGCCUUUGAGUAGUGGCAGUCAUGACUUUCCCCGUUUGUUAAGCUUCGACCUCUCGAAUCAAAACGGGCACUCGUGUUCCACUACCAAGGAUAUUUCCGCAGCGGGGGUAUCAGCUUCCAGCUGCAGUUCGCGUUUUCAUGCUGUACGCUACCACACCAAGACUUCUGCAUCUAAUGAAUACUACACAGUCACACGGACGUAAAUUCCGUAUAAUGUUAUCUGUGCAUCCCAAGAGGCAUCCGAACUACGCACGAAGAAUACUUAAGAUGCCGAAUAUUGCGACUGCCAUGUCGCCCGUUCUGCCCGCA